UCCAGAAAAUGUAAACUUCCUGGGAGUGUCUACUUUCGUGCUUCUCGACCGAAACUGCCGAAACUGCAGAAGCAUGAUCAUCUCGCCAUGGAAGUCAUUACCUGUGAUAUGUUACUUAAUUAUAGUUACCUCAAGUCAUGCUGCAAACAUCUACGAUCAGCUCAAAUAUUUUGAAACUUUAAAGGUUAGCGAUCUGAGUCAUUCCAUCACAAAGCGAGGCACGCAGCCAAGCAAGCAUAAAUUCAACACAAUCAAAGAAGUAAGCUUCAGAGCCCAUGGCAGGGACUUUCGGCUCAUCCUCAACCCGACCAAAGGCUUGUUGUCAGCCCACUUUAAAGCGUACACAGUGGAUGGUUCUGGCAACAAGAGGCCUGUAUGGGUCGACCAGAAUCAGUUCUUUGAAGGCAGGGUGUUUGGGGAACUUGUCUCUAAUGUGAGUGCGCACAUUGAUGAAGGUGUUAUGACAGCGUCAAUACGUCUCAAGGACGACAUAUAUGUUGUUGAACCGUCAUGGAGGCACAUCCCUAAUGACCAUAAUGACACAAUGAUUGUGUACCGAGCAUCUGAUGUCAAGUACUCCUGGGAUCCAACACAGGGAGCCCAGUCUUUAACCAAGUACUGUGGCUAUGUCAAGGAGAAUGGAAAUGCCACGGAGGUUACCGGCGACCUGUCUGAAAACUUGAGCCACUGGAAUGAUGGAAGCAGCAUCACGUCUCAUGUCCAAAAGCGACAGGCAAUGGAACCCUACCACUGGGAACCUGUGCAGACCCGCUGUUCUCUUCUCCUUGUGGCUGACCACCGUUUCUAUGAAAACAUGGGGGGCCGUAACCUCAAGAGCACCAUUAAUUUCUUGAUAACCCUGAUCGAUCGAGUCAACAAGAUAUUCCUUGACACUGAAUGGCGAGACAGCGACCGCCAUCCUGGCUUUCGUGGAAUGGGCUUUGUCAUUCAAGAAGUGAUGGUACACACCGAACCAACACCUGUGCUUCGUAACGAAGUACAUUACAACAUGGCGGGUGUGACCUGGAAUGUCCGAGACCUUCUGGAGGUCUUCUCUCGCAGCCUGAACCACCGCUGGUUCUGCCUGGCACACUUGUUUACCGAUCAGAAGUUUGAAGGGGGCAUCCUGGGCCUUGCUUACGUGGGCUCCCCUCGCCGCAAUUCCGUGGGCGGCAUUUGCAGCCCUGGUUAUGUGAAAAAUGGCUACACAUUAUACCUCAACUCUGGUCUGAGCACGUCACGAAAUCAUUACGGACAACGAGUAAUCACAAGAGAAGCCGACCUGGUCACAGCGCACGAAUUUGGUCACAACUGGGGCAGUGAGCAUGACCCAGACCUGCCUGAAUGUUCUCCAGACUCUCAGCGAGGUGGAUCAUAUUUGAUGUACACUUAUUCUGUCAGUGGCUAUGACCCAAACAACAAGAAAUUCUCGCCUUGCAGUGUGCGUUCUAUCAGGGCAGUUUUGCUGGCAAAGGCAAGCAAGUGCUUCUCAAAGCCCGAAGAGUCGUUUUGUGGAAACUCAUUGGUGGAAGAAGGAGAACAAUGUGAUGCUGGCCUCAUUGGUAGCGAGGACAGCGACCCCUGCUGUGAUGAGGAAUGCCGGCUCAAGCCUAGCGCAAAGUGCAGUGACAGAAAUUCGCCCUGCUGCCGAAACUGUGACUAUUCCCAGAACGGGGCGUUGUGUCGGGAGGCACAACCCAAUGCUUGCAAAAAUGAAGCCUACUGCACUGGCAGAUCAGCAGAGUGCCCUCCAUCGCCACCACAGAAGGAUGACAGCCCUUGCUUGGACAAGGGCAAAUGCCGAGCAGGGGACUGCAUGCCAUACUGCGAGACAAGAGGAGAGGUUUCUUGCAUGUGCGACACAGAGGUGGAUGCGUGCAAGCGGUGCUGUCGACCUUCACACAAUGCCACCUGCAAGCCGACGGAACCAAUGGAAAUAUUGAGGGAUGGAACACCGUGCAUACACGGCUACUGUGAAAAGGGAAGAUGUGAAAAGACAGUUCAAGACAUUGUUGAAAGGUUUUGGGACAUUAUUGAGGACAUUGACAUCAACACAGUUUUGAAGUUUCUGAAUGACAACAUAGUGGGCACUGUCAUUGUGGUGUCCAUGAUUGUGUGGGUACCAGGAAGCUGUCUUAUCAGUUAUGUGGAUCACAAGAGGAGAGCAGAGUAUGAGAAGUCCAAAAAGACUUGCCGGAAACGUGAUAGUCUUCAGCCAUUUCGUCCGCCGUCAGACAGCAGCGUCAAAGUAGUCCAUAUUUCACGCCGGCAGCCACCUCCACAGCCAGAGCCGCAGCCACAGCCUCAGCCACAACCACGAACACAGCUGCCUUUGCAAACACCAUCAGAUGAGCAAGUCCUGGCUCCAACGCUGCGAUUGCCAAGCCGGGCUGCAACAAGUUCCGACUAUUGGCCGACGCCAAGCCCCUAUGCUAGCUCAGAAAGAGGCAGCAUGCACCCAUCGAGGUAUGAGGGACGCCUCUAUGCGAGACCGAGCAGUGUUACCGAAGGUGGCAACUACAGCAGGCACGACCCGUCUGACUACUACCACCACCAUCCUCUGCACACUCAGGGCUACGGGCGACCGAGUGCAGCAUCUGUCUCAUCUGAACGGCCUGGCAGCCGUUCGAGGCAACACAUUGAGAACUACACGGCCCUGUAGCUGGCAGUUGUGUUCAUUGUCAUUCACUUAUGCUUUUCUCAUAAUUUUUGUCCUGGUUUGAUUGAGAUGACUGAAGUGAUGUUACAUGUUUUUGGGAGAAAAAAAAAAAAAAGAAAGGACACCUAAUUUAUUUUACUCGGAUGGGAGACUUGGAGCAUUAAGAAAGCUCCCUGCCUGAGUAUGCAGCAUCGAAUAUAUAAGGGCUGGCAGAAACAAAAGCAGCUGAGCUCACUUGAUAUUCAAGGAGUGUUUGUGCUGUCCUGUUUACUUUCAUUGUGUUCCUCUUCUUGUUGCUUCUUCCACACGAAACCUGGAUGGUACACUGUCAUUAAGAAAUUACAAAGCUCAAAUGUAAGUGACUGACACAUCACAUUUGCACAUUUUGCAGUAUAUGGUGUACUUUCAGAAGAGCAAGCAAUGUAUGUGAACAGUGCGGCAACAGAUAUAAGCGCAUUCCCAUUCAGCUUGCAGUUUCCCUUUCGGCCCACUGAAUCUAUGUGGAUUUUUAGAGAAUGCGCAAAUUUUCUGUUUUGACCAUAAGUGUGAACUUGACAGUUCGUUUUGUGUACUGUGGAUGAGAAGUGAUUUUCUUAGCAGUGCCCUCUCUUUAAGCACUGCUGCAGUUCCUAAUGUAAAUGGCCUAAGCGACUACUUGUGUCAUUGGUUGUCUACUCUGCGGCUUGUGUGCAUCACAUGUAUGUCAUCUUCUUUUGCUGUAGCAAGGACGCAUUACUUGUAGGGGUGGACAAAUAUAAAACUCUUUAGGAAGGAGGUUAUAUAAACAGAAAUUGAAAAAAAAGGAAAUAGGGAAGUAAAUAGGAAAGAAAGAACAAGAUGACAGAUCACAAAGACUGAUGUAGAACAACGACAAAGAAAUGCAGAAGUAGGUAGGAGUAAACGCAAAGAAUUGUGUCUGCUCCCACAUUGCCAGCAAUAUAUUUGAUUUGUUUUGAAUAUUUAUAUCGUAUCAAGUAUUAAAAAAACUUCAAGUACAUGGUUUCUGAAUUGAAUACAAUAUUAAAACAUACCUAAUAUAUUUGGCUAGUAUGCAAAUUUUUCUAAUAUUUCCACGCUUCUAGUUACUUUGAAUGCCACUGCUGCAGAGUCGGAUCACCAGAUAAGCCUCACCAUGUUUCUUUUGUCUUCCUUUUUGUUGGAUGUUAGAGGUUUUCCUUUUUCUUCGAAUGACACUGAGUAGAUGCAUUUUUAACACAACUGACAAAACAUCUUGUCUUUACCUUGUGCCGACACUUAUUCAGGCUUAUAAAACUCGGAGUUGACAAGUGUGGACAGAUACUAUAGAGAGUGUUGACAAUAUGUACAGACAAACUUCAACCCAAAAAUUGUUCACCUCAGUAAAUAGCGGAAAAGAGCUUCUUGCUCCGAAAUCAAAUGUUUCAUUACCACACUGGGUAGAAGUUCACUAAGACGUUUAGUGUGUUAUGUAAGACAGGGAGCUACCACGGCAGAGGUGUUGCCACACAAAACAUAGAGAUGUAUAACAGCACAGUUCAGUUGUGUGUGUUUUUAACCAUGUUGGCGGUAUGUUUUAAAGACAAUCACUGAUUGUCUUACUCCAGAGAAACAGCUGUUUGGCAAAAGGAGUAAGGUAGGCACUGCCAGCCUCCAGUAAAACCUAUUCAUAUCAUCCUAAGUUUGUAUAUUUUAAAUGUUGGGAAGUCAGAAAAGUGCACUCCUUGCAUGCGGAAACAGUUCAUGUUGCCCAAUUCUUCAUUCAGCACUUUCUCCUUGCAGCCUUUUGAUUUUCACAUGCGAAAAAGCUUCAAGCAACUUUCAUUUAAGAUAUUGGAACAAAAUAUGUUAUGUAAACUUAAGAAAGAUAGAAUACUCCUGGCCUCCCUUCUCUGUGUUUUUAUCAGCAAUGUCAGGAGUGGGAGUGGAGGGGCUUGGGAAGUGGCUGCGUUUGCUUCUCUAUCUAACAGAGUUUUGGUAAAGCAGUGAAUGUCGUCCCCUCCCCCCUCCUCUAAGCACUUAUGAUGCCCCUUCAUUCAAUUCUUCGUUACAUUUUAUCGAUCUCUUUUCAUCAGAAUGCUAUCUGUUCUGUCAUGAAAGGUGGCAGCCAUCACUAUUGGCAAGUCUCUUUGUGCUGCAGAAAAGAGCACAUUCACAGACGUGUCAGCAAAAGAGAUUAAAAAAAAGGAAAAUUCUGUCUGGUUAUGCACAUUUGAAUAAGCAAUGCAGGCCUUGCAGGUGUUGCAUUAGGCUUGCUUUUGUACCUUCUACUAUGUUACAGGAGCACACAUAUGGUGACAAACAUGACAUAUUGAACAAGAAUUUCUUUAAUGAAAAGUAAGAACAUUUUAGUGUCUGCUCCAUUGCUAUUUUCAUCAGGUAUACAACAUAGCCAUUGAGAGUUUGGGUAUUUCUAAUCAUUUUACAAUGUCUUUUACCUUUAUCAUUAGUUUACAUGCUUCCUACUUUGUUCUGUUGUGCCAUUUGCAUGAAAACUUUGGUGAAGUUCAUUCUCCUGAAGGUGUGUAAAAUUUGUUUGGAAAUGUGAACCACAUACUUUGCUGUGUUUUACAAAGGGUAUACUUCUUUGGUUGUGAACUUUUAACCUAAUGUGCCAUGCUUAGUUUUAUUAGUGUUGUUUGACCAUUGGUUGUUAAGCAUAUUCCUACCAUUUUGUUCCCUUCUAAACUGAUGUGCUGACCUUUUGCGGCUUUGUUUCUUAUGUAUUUGAACAAAAUUGAUUGAAAUGUGUAUGACAACUUGACAGGUGCUUGUGUUUGAGCUAUUGAGGAGUUGUGAUUUUUAUUGAGCUCUGCUGCAUUGUGCAUUUUUGUUUAUUGUUGUGCACUGCUCAGUUUUGCAAAGACAGCAGAGCAUCCAUGUCUACGGUGGUUAUAUUGAUUUAAUGUUUGAACAUGUGUUUCAAGCCUUGUCAAUUUUUUCGCAAACAUGUACAUUCGUCAAGAAAUACUGAGGAGGAACGCUUGUUUUAUGCUCAUUGUUUUGCUCAUGUGUUCAUGUUGUGGUAACUUUGAUGUUGAGCGCUAUCUUCUUUUUUUUUUUCUCUAAAGGCCCUGUGCAGCAUCCCACUUUGUGUUUGGAGACAUGUAGUGUGCUUAGUGUCAGUCUUUGAUCAAGAUUCACCUGAGUUUAACGAAAACUUCAUGCUCUAUAUAAAACAGAUGCUUUUAGAAUAUGGCUGAUUGUGUUAAAAACAGAAACUGGCCAUCAUCGAUUACAACACUGCCUUGUUCUAAGCAGCUAUGGUAAUAGCUUUUGAGGCACUAUUCUUGCUUUUGAUAGUUACAAACCUAAGUGAUUGCUCUAGUCCAGGCCAACUGUGAAAUAACCUUUUUUUUAAUAAAACAACUUUAAUGGAAACAAGCCCAAAAAUUUGUGUUAAACGAGUGAAUUUUACAAGCAACUCUCGUAAAGCAGCAAGCCCAAAUUCCUGUAGCUGGUGACCUUGCCACUUCCUGUCAUUCAGUAUGCACCUGCCCCACUUCGUUGUGUUCACUUACUCAUUAUUUAUUGGUUUGUAGUCACCCUGAAUCAGCGAUUACAUGUAUUUUGAUUUGAAUUGUUCUAGUCAUGCUGGAAGUUCAAAAACGAUUAUGUCCUGAUGCAAGUGCUCAAAAUUCAAAAUAAAACCAUUUCCUCCUCCUC
This is a messenger RNA of Dermacentor albipictus, 6301 nucleotides long. RefSeq names its product ADAM 17-like protease Tace (gene Tace). Gene Ontology annotation, biological process: membrane protein ectodomain proteolysis; Notch signaling pathway. Gene Ontology annotation, cellular component: plasma membrane. NCBI's taxonomy places the organism in Eukaryota, Metazoa, Arthropoda, Arachnida, Ixodida, Ixodidae. The record is from RefSeq and is a predicted model, not a curated record. Gene Ontology annotation, molecular function: metalloendopeptidase activity.